GAAUGUUAAGGAAACAGGCCAACGAGAGGAAACAUUCUGAUGCUGCGCUGACUUUUUAUUAUUUGAACCGAGAAAUCGGUUCGUUUGUCAUCGUUGAGGUCUGAAGAGUCAUGGCGAAUCGAGGUGUUCGGAUUUUUACUACUCAGCCUGUGUCCGCGAAUCCUCGCGGAAGUACUGACGUGUACACAGCAGUUUACACGAGAAGUGGCUAGUUUAGCUAGCUAGGUAGAGCCGGGUAGUGUCACAGCGGCCGUAUCAGAAUGUCAGAAGGGGACAGUGCUGGGGAGUCAAUCCAUGGGAAACCUUCUGUUGUUGCUGCCUUUUUCACACGAGUUGGACAGGUCUAUCAGUCAUGGCUAGACAAGUCAACACCAUUCUAUGCAAUGCGAUGGGCAGGAACUCUACUACUUACUCUUGUCUACAUGAUCAGAGUAUAUCUACUACAGGGUUGGUAUAUAGUAACAUAUGCUUUGGGAAUCUACCAUCUCAACCUGUUCAUUGCUUUUCUGUCGCCAAAAGUGGAUCCCUCACUGCUUGAAGAAGAUGAGGGCCCAUCCCUUCCUACCAAGCAGAACGAGGAGUUCCGCCCUUUCAUCAGGAGGUUGCCUGAAUUCAAAUUCUGGCAUUCAGCGACAAAAGGCAUCGUCAUCGCCAUGAUUUGCACAUUUUUUGAUGCCUUCAACGUGCCAGUAUUCUGGCCUAUACUUGUAAUGUACUUCAUCAUGCUCUUUUGCAUCACCAUGAAGAGGCAGAUUAAGCAUAUGGUCAAGUACAGAUACCUACCCUUCACACAUGGGAAGAGGACAUACAAAGGCAAGGAAGACACAGGGAAAGCUUUUGCUAGUUAAAAAAACUCCCACUCUCCCUUCCUCUUUGUUGCAUUUAAAAUUUAUUGGCUACAGCCAGUGGGGAAUGAUGAGGGUUAGAAAUGUAUUUUCUUUUUGUCAGCUGAACAGUAACAUGAAAACGUGAAAAAUACAAGUUUUGAUCCACAGUGUUCUCAGUGUUGGACGAGGAUAUGAGCAGCAUGGAUCAAAUUAGUCUAAAAAUCUAAAAUACUCCCUUUGUCUAUUAAGGUUUUUUUUCUGUUUGUUUGUUUUUUGGGGGCUUUUUUUUGUUUUGUUUUUCAGGAAUUGAUCUGCAGUUACUCAGUAAUAGUUAAGACUAAGUGCUACCUUUUGCCUUUCUAACCCUAAGUAAGAGUAACAGUAAAGUCAUCAAAACUGAAAGAAAUUUGCAGUAAAAUGAGUGAUUUUUUUUUUUUUUUUUUUUUUUUGGUCGUUUUGUUAUGCUUUGUUUCCACUGGUUUAUUCCAGUACACCCCCUCUCUAAAAUUCACUAACUUUUAAUACAUGUAAUUUCUCAUUUACGAAAAUAUGAGUAAAGUUGUUAAUGUGAUAUCAGAUGGAAAUGCAAGAGUCUUCAAAUUAAAAAUUUUCAUCUUUGUGAUGAGAAUAUCCUGCUGCUCUGACUUAAAUAUCUAUGGCACUUGUCCUUUGUUCUAAAUAAAGAUACUUGGAGAAAUUG
This is a messenger RNA of Oreochromis niloticus (Nile tilapia), 1527 nucleotides long. RefSeq names its product retention in endoplasmic reticulum sorting receptor 1 (gene rer1). Gene Ontology annotation, biological process: retrograde vesicle-mediated transport, Golgi to endoplasmic reticulum; protein retention in ER lumen. Lineage: Eukaryota; Metazoa; Chordata; Actinopteri; Cichliformes; Cichlidae. Gene Ontology annotation, cellular component: Golgi membrane. The coding region runs from base 261 to 848 and encodes 195 amino acids. The transcript has 7 exons. The record is from RefSeq and is a predicted model, not a curated record.